UAAAUGAUACAAAUAAACGAGUAAUCAUAUUUAAAUAAAAUCAUAAUCUGUUCUUAAAAGACAAUAAUCAAACCUAAGUACAAAGAUUAUAACGAAACAAAGAUGUUGGUUUGUAAUGAUCUGGUUUUGUGUGAGAUAAUACGUUUGUAAGUAUUUUAUGUUCAUGUGAAGAGCAAGUGCAACCGUUUUCGAUUUUACUAAAAUUAUGAACUUAUUUGUUUUUUAAUUUUAUGAGAUUGGAGUUUUUUUUUUUUUUAAUUUAAUAAGAAAGUAGAAAAAUCGUUGGUAAAAAACAACAGACACAAAAUCUCACGUGGCUGGUAUGCGGAUAAGCCACAGCCCAACGACCACCUGCGACCUCGAUAUUCCACCCCCUUUUCCUCUUACUCUCUGCUCUUGUCUCUUUGUCCUGCCCUGUUUCAGACUCUCCUGGAAACACACUUCUGACUCUGUACUAUAAAACGAAACAAAAGAUAAUGCCAUAGCCAACUUUUCCAAUGGAGGUUCGGAGGCUCGCUAUUCUCUCUUCUCAUCUUUGCCCCUCCCGUUCCGGCUACUUCCCCGCCCGCUCCUCAACCCUUUCUGCUUCCGGUUGCGCGUCCGAGAGGCGGUCAGUACUUGAUUCCAGCCACGAAUCUUUCCGAAACGACUGUGUUUUCUGUCAAAUUAUUCGCGGUGAAUCCCCGCUCUUAAAGCUGUAUGAAGAUGAUAUGUCUUUGUGUAUAUUGGAUACCAGUCCUUUGAGUCGUGGGCACUCACUUAUUAUCCCAAAGUCUCAUUUUUCUUCCUUGGACACAACUCCACCAUCUGUUGUAGCUGCAAUGUGUUCAAAAGUUCCUUUUAUUGGCAAUGCAAUCAUGAAAGCUACUGGUUCUGAUUCAUUCAACUUGUUGGUUAACAAUGGUGCAGCUGCAGGUCAAGUUAUAUUUCAUACUCAUAUUCACAUAAUCCCUCGUAAAACAUGGGAUUGCUUGUGGACUUCUGAGAGUUUGCACAGGCGUCCCCUAAAGUUAGACCAGGAAACAUCAGGUCUUGCAAAUCGUGUUCGAGAAUUGUUGAUAAACAUUUCUGAAGUGAGCAAGGAUCAAGUGUCGAGUCUCUCUUGAAAUUUAAAUGUGACACAUAUCUAUACCUUUACCAUACGAGCUUCUGUACCAUACAUGUAGAUAGUAAAGGUAAAUGUUGCUGGAGCCAUCUAGCGUCAUGUGCAAGCAAGCUACAUUAGUUGUUUAUGAAGAUGAAAUUAAGGUGAUUUAUGGUUUUAAAGAUGAAAUUAGCUGCUGCUAUGUAUGAUUAAGUGUUCCACGGAUUGAAAUCUGUCAAGCUGCACCAAGAUAUAUUAAAGUAAACCAAACCCCAUGAAAGAAGAAUAAAAUUCAGCAUGAGCCAUAACAAAUUGUUGCAUUUGAAUAGCUGAAGUGGUGACACUUUGAAGUAACAAAGAAGUUGCUCCAAGUUGGAUGAAGAAGUCGGGAAUUAAAAAAAAAAAAAAUAGAAGCUGCUCCAUAAUAGAUAAUGCGAGGGUGAUAACUUAAAAUUCUCUGCAACGGAUGUUAACUUAAGCGAUAAAAGAAUUUUAUUUUUAUUUUCGUUAUUUGAGUUUGAACUCAUUAAAAAAAUA
Molecule: messenger RNA, 1621 nt
Organism: Durio zibethinus
Lineage: Eukaryota; Viridiplantae; Streptophyta; Magnoliopsida; Malvales; Malvaceae
Source: RefSeq, a predicted model, not a curated record